CAACACCACAACGCUGCGACACCACGACAUCACGACACCACUACACCUCACGUCCCCCAGCCUCAGCCGCCGUCCUCUGCCAAUUCCCACCCUUUCUUUCGUUCUUCCGAAUGCUGGACUGAACCCUCCGCUUUUCGCUCGUUAUCCCUUCACGCUCAUGGAUACUCCAGACGGCCAGUGGGCCUCGACAAGGACGCCCAGUUCCCGCCCAGCCUCCCAGAAAUCCCACCGUUCCUCACGGUCUGCGCGGUCGCAGCCCUCAAGCAGGACCACGGAAGAGACCCCGCUAUUGGCAAGAGAAGGCAGGACUGACCGAAGCGAAGGAAGCGACGAGGCUGAUGACGUCGAGCCCGAGCACACCCCAGCGACCACAUCGCUGUUACGCUCGCUGAGCGGCUCCUCGGAAACAGGCCCUUUGAAGCCGCUGUGGAAGCGAAGAUGGCCCAGCAUAUUAGCCCUCAUCAUUCUGUGCCUCGUCGUGGUUAUCAUCAUGCUUGGCUUCUUGACUACAGAGGCUGUCCAGGAAUACGCCAUCCAAGCUGCCGACUUCCACCCCACCAAGCUAUCACUAGACUCGUUGACCGACACUGGUGUCAGAGUGCGGGUGCAAGGCCUUUUCACUAUGGAUGCUUCCAAGGUCAGGAAGACGUCUGUUCGCAACAUUGGCCGGCUCGGCGCCUGGAUUGCCCGCGAGGUCGAGAGCGAAGCUACCCAUGUUGAUCUCUAUCUUCCUGAGUACGGCACCGCCAUGGUCGGCACGGCCAGAGUACCCGGUAUCAAGGUAAAUAUCCGCAAUCGCCAUACUACGCAUCUUUCAUUCUUCGCCGAUCUGGACCCUGGCUCCUUUGACAACAUACGUAACAUUGCAAAUGAUUGGCUUGAUGGCCGGUUGGGGCAGAUUCGCAUAAAGGGCAAGGCAGAUGUGCCGCUAAAGUCCGGCCUGAUACCCCUCGGCAGUCAAUCCAUUGAGGAGUCGCUCGUGUUCCAAGGACAUGACCUUCCUUCGCUCCCUCGGUACGACAUUACAAAGUUCAACAUCCGAGAAGCCAGAAACGGGAGCCAUGGCAUGGGGGCUGAUUUUUCCAUUCUGGUGACGAAUGAAUACCCUGUAGACUUCUCAAUCCCCCCUGUCUCUGUGGACGUUCUCGUCGAUGGAUGUGUCCCUUCGGAUCCAUACAUCAUGGUCGGAACUGCCGCUACGGAGAGAGUUCACGUGGAGCCUAAAGUGGACAUGCAAGUCAAUGUCACAGGGAAGGUGGAGAGCUUGCCUGAAGAGCUGACAGCGGAAUGCCCCAAUUCCCUCAAAUCCCCUCUCGACUCCUUCAUAGGCAACUACAUGCAUGGGGAAGGCUCGACCGUCUACAUCAAGUGCUGCAAGUUCCCUGAUCCGGAGACGCCCGAUUGGACUCGGGCCCUCUUGAGGGACAUCACCGUUCCAGUCCCGUUUGCUGGUCGCGACAUGGGCAAUCUCAUUAAGAAUUUCUCCCUGGAUGACGUGCAUUUCUCUUUCCCCGACCUGUUCGCGGAUCCGGAUUCUCCCGAAGCUCAACCACAGAUCUCCGCUCUCGUCAAGGUGGAAGUAGGUCUGCCCAAUGAGAUGAAUUUCCCUCUCAAUGUCACCGGCAUUGGGGCCAACGCCGACGUGUUCUACCAUAGGAAGAAGUUUGGCAAGCUCCAUCUCACCAGGUGGCAGGCGGCCAACUCGACAAGGAUCGAAGCACAUGGGGAAGAAGGGCCCUCACUAUUGGUAGAGGCAGAUAUCAAGGACGCCCCUCUUGAGAUACUUGACGACGACGUAUUCAGCGAGGUCGUCAAGGGUAUUGUUUUGGGUGGAAGGCCUAUCACGCUGGACAUCAAGGCAGCAAUGGAUGUUGAAGUGAACACUCCUAUUGGGAAGUUCGCAGUGCGAGAGAUUCCUGCCGAAGGAGUUGUACCAGUCAAGCCGGUUGGACACGACAAAGGAGGCAAAGGCUUUGGCGCCCUAUCUCCUAGGAUCUACAAUCUGACGAUCAUGGACACGUCUCCUACCGGCGUCACACUGCAAGCGCUUGUCAAUUUCACAAACCCGACAAAGUACUCGGCUACCGUUCCUUACUUCAACAUCAACAUCCUCGUCAAUGACACUAUCCUCGGGCAAGCUACAGCAAAGAAUGUGUUUGUGCAUCCCGGGAACAAUACUAACGUGGCUGUGACCGCCGUCUACGAUCCCAUUACCAACAGCGGCAGAGCAGGGAAAUUUAUUGGCAAGGAACUCCUUUCCCAAUACAUAUCCGGCUACAACACAUCCCUAACACUCCAAACCCACAAUGGCACCAUCCCCUCUCAGCCUUCCCUCGGUUUCGCCCUCUCGCACCUCCCCGUCACGCUCCCAACGCCCAGACUCCAUGGUCCGAAACCCCCCUCCGACGGCAACGACCCCAAGGAUCCAAAUGACGACCCCUCGAACGACGACGAUUCCCCCCACUUCAUCCGCGAUGCAACUAUGCACCUCAUCUCCUCAACCGCUGUCUUCACCCUUGCAUCCCCACUCUCCACAACCACGCUCUACAUCACCAACCUUAAUGCAACCGCCUUCUACGACGGCAACCCGUCCGGAAAAAUUCUCUACGAAUUGCCGUUUGCAGUACCACCGGGGUUAUCUAUGACACCGAGGUUACCGGUGGAUUGGAGUUUGGGGAGUGUAGGGUAUGAAGCUAUCAAGAAGGCGUUAGGGGGAACGCUUAAAUUAAGUGCGUAUGCGGAUGUGAGCGUUAGGAUUGGGAGGUGGAAUCAGGAUAUUUGGUUUAGGGGAGGUGCUAUUGGUGCGAAUGUGAGGUUAUAGGUUGGUUGGAUUGUUGUGUGUGUGUGUGGCCGGUCUUGGUAGGUUUGGGUCUUGGAUUGUACAAAUAUGUAACCUUUUAGCUUCAAGCUUCAAGCUUUGAUAGAAUUUGGGGGGGCGAUGGUAUGGAGUCUGUAGUCGCUUUUUAGGCAGGCAGGCGGACAAGGUCCGAGACCUAUAACAUGCCCUAGCAUACAUAAAUGAUUUCUUUUG
Messenger RNA from Lindgomyces ingoldianus, 3031 nucleotides. RefSeq lists its product as uncharacterized. The record is from RefSeq and is a predicted model, not a curated record. Gene Ontology annotation, cellular component: fungal-type vacuole membrane. The transcript has 4 exons. Bases 158 to 2821 code for a protein of 887 amino acids. Lineage: Eukaryota; Fungi; Ascomycota; Dothideomycetes; Pleosporales; Lindgomycetaceae.